Molecule: messenger RNA, 2512 nt
Organism: Pogonomyrmex barbatus (red harvester ant)
Lineage: Eukaryota; Metazoa; Arthropoda; Insecta; Hymenoptera; Formicidae
Gene: mah
Product: solute carrier family member mahogany
Source: RefSeq, a predicted model, not a curated record
UUAGCAAGCUGUAUUUGAUAUAGUAUGUUCGAAAAAUUGCGUUUUAUUCUAUAGAUUAUUAAAUAUCGAAAUCUAUGAUCGCAUUAGAAAUCGCGUUAGAAUGCGAAAACGAAAUUCUUUAUUGAAGUGAAACUAUCAUUGUACUAUCUCAGUUACAUUACGUUUUAUAUAUAUAUAUUUUUUUUGUUUUUACCAUGGAAUACCUCAACUCAGCUUUAAUGUUCCUGACAAAUAAAUUCAAAGAUACGUAAAAAAAGGAAUUAAAUUAUAUAAAUCUCUUACUGACAAUAUUUCUUAAAAUAAUCCGUACACUAAUAUAUCUAGAUAAGAACGGAUCCGUUUAUUCAGAAUAUUCAUCCGGCUUAAAUUUAAAAUAAAUGCGAAAGUAUGAAAGAUAUAGAACUAGAGGUAAAAUUUACUACUGGUGCAAUAACAAAAUUGUAUUGACAAGUCUUAAAACAAGUAGCAAAAGACACCAAGAAUGAAGAAUUGCUAUUAGUUAAAUAAUGUUUAGAAUAUGCUUUGGCGUCCAUAGCGUCUGUGACAGCUUGCUAAACACGAAAAUCGCAUACAUUGUAGGUCUUCCUCGCGGCUCUCCCAUCCGGACCAAGUCACUCGUGUUCGAUAUGGUGUCGGGUUACCUCGCGAUACGGUAAGCAAAACCGGUCCAGAAUCUUACGCGAUGAAUGUCGUAUGUAUCGUGACACCGUAGCGAGCACACCGCAACAUGAAUUUCGAAAGUACGUCGUCCUGGAAGGACAGCAAUCCGGGAUUGUCAUUGUUCUUCGCCACUCUGUGCAUCGUCGAUAUUUUUGGCGUGUUCCCGAUAAUUGCGCUACCACGAUCGAUCGUCCAAUGCGCUAUCCUCUGGCCGCAGUGACGGAAUUAACGAUGGGACCACGCGUACGGUCCAUCGUCACUCUACUUUUGGAUCUGACAGUCUUUGGUUGCGGUAUUCCAAAUUUAUUAGUCGCUUCGCAGAACUUGCAUCUAUUCGGACUCAAGGUAUCAGGGCAACGUUUUGAUCUUUCUUUCUGUUAUUGGCUGCUAAUAGUCGGCCUCUUACUUUGCCCCUUGAUGUGGCUAGGCAGUCCGCGAGACAUGAAGUGGGUCGCAACAUGCUCCAGUAUCACAGUUACUCUAACAGCGGUGUCAACGUGGUGGAGCAUCGUAACCGAUGACCGAAUAUCCGACGUCGCGCCAAUUGCCACUUCGCCGACCUGGGAUAAAUUUAUUUCCGGAUAUGGCAUGCUAGCGUUUCAGUUCGAUGUUCAUCCUACUUUAAUGACGAUACAGGUUGAUAUGCAUCGUCCUCGAGAUAUUAACAAAGCAGUCUUUCUCUCUUUCAUAGCAAGCGGAUUAUUGUUCGCCAUCACUGCUUGCCUAGCCGUGUGGAAAUACGGCGGCGAUACAACUGCCAAUAUCCUUGAAGCUGUGCCAUCCGGGUCGAUCGCAAACAUCGCCAUUCUGUUAUCCGCUCUUCAACUAUGCUUCUCCAGUGUGAUCGGCUAUUCAGCGCUGUUUCAACAUCUUGAAGACCUAUGGAGCGUACAGAGAACCUUCGGAUGGAAACGAUGUGCCAUGAGAUCAGCGAUAGUUUUACUCAGCGUGGUGGUAGGCGAGUCGGUGUCGCGUUUCGACAUCGUCAUGGCUUUGAUCGGUGGAUCAUUAACCGGAACAUUGGUCUUCGUUUUACCUCCUUUAAUCUACACUCGAGUAUUGGCUCUAAAGGAAAGUUCGAAUUGUGCAACAAGCGAAGAGCGGAUUUAUUCGAGUUCUUCUCGCAGAAGAUUCGACGGCGAGGAGCAGAGCUUGAUGGAUGCUCCUGGAGCUCAUUCACGUUCAAUCUAUUAUGGUUUUCUAAGCGGCACGAACAAUCCUCGCAGCUAUACGUAUCUAUAUUUCGAUGACUUGGAAGAUGAGACGAACUCAAAAACUUCGAGUGAAUUCACCGAUUGCUACGAGGACGAACGAGAUAAGAAGGAAGUCACUCAAAUUCCGAUGAUCCGCACUCAUCGAGAGGAGCAGCCACUUCUUAUCGAUGCCGCGGAGCCAACCAGAAGUCAAAUCAGAAGAUCUACAGAUCAGCAAGAGGAGAAGACGGCGGAAAUAGUUAUGGAAAGGAAGUUUUGGAAUCUGGAAAAAAUGAUUAAUUAUUUCGGUUACUUCAUAGUAAUUAUCGGCAUAGCGAUUACGUUGUCGUCGACAUACGUUAACAUUUGGAAUACCAUACGUUACGUGCGCUUUACACCGCCGUGUAUCAUCAACGCUACCGCAAAUUGAAACAGUUUAGUUUCCGACUAUAAAAUUGUUAUAUAAAUUUUAUAUAAUUUAUCGAAUAUGGAGUGAGUUAUUCAUGUUCUAUCUAUUUUAAGAUAAUAAUGAUCUAUCUAUUUUAAGUUAAAAUUCAUCAUUUCAUGCAAAUUUGUUUCAUUUGAAAAUGAAGGGUGUGAUAAUUUCGGAUAUAAUUUUGGAAUUGAAUAUGUCAUGAAAGUAAAAAUAUCGAGCAAUA